AUGUUCCGGCGAAGCCCUCUUCUAGGCGCAGCAGCAAUCUACGGGGUAUCAAGGGCAGGCGCAAGGCGUGGAAUGCAGGUCGAGGUGGAACGACAGCAGGCAAUGGAGUACGAAUUUCAGCGGCGACAGGCUGCACAGGAGGCUCAGAGGAGGGAGGAAGAAAGGCGACGAGAGGAGGAGGAUAAAAGGCAAGAAAAGGAAUUACAAAGGGAGAAAGAGCGCAUUAAGAUGGAGGUCGAGCUUGAAGAAAGAGAAAAGGCAAGAGCAAAAGCUGAACAACAGUACGGCCAACAACCAGGAGGCGGUCUGCCUGCGUAUGGGGGGGUCGAUGUAUUGUUCUGUUCCAAAUGCGGGAACCAGUGCAAGGUCGGUGACAAGUUUUGCAGUGGAUGCGGGAUACAAUUACCCCCAAUAAAGCAAAUGUAA
Molecule: messenger RNA, 426 nt
Organism: Cladophialophora bantiana CBS 173.52
Lineage: Eukaryota; Fungi; Ascomycota; Eurotiomycetes; Chaetothyriales; Herpotrichiellaceae
Exons: 1
Coding region: 1-426 (141 amino acids)
Source: RefSeq, a predicted model, not a curated record